This is a messenger RNA of Ostreobium quekettii, 966 nucleotides long. The record is from the annotation of a GenBank genome assembly. NCBI's taxonomy places the organism in Eukaryota, Viridiplantae, Chlorophyta, Ulvophyceae, Bryopsidales, Ostreobiaceae.
AUGCCGUCCGCGGCUCCCGCGGCCUCGUCUUCGGCGGAAGAGGAGGUGCAGGAGAUGAGGUCCUCCAAGACGCCCGACGCGACGUCAGCAAGGUCUAGUUCCACAAGGUCCAGCCCUGUCACAGCAACAAAGCCCUUCCAUUUCAAGUCAGAGGAGAGGCGCCGCAAGGCACUGGAGAACAAUCAGAACAAGGGCAACUCUGCAGGGAGGCUGAAAGUGCCAGAAAAUGAGGAGGAUGCCAAAAAACUGGCGGCAGUGAAGGUCCAGAGGGCUCGUGAGUAUGCACAGAACUGGGCACCCCGCAGUGAGCCGCAAGCUGGGAAGAGCGUCACUGUUCCCAAGUCGCCACGCUUCACCGUGGAGGCCCGCAUACAGUACCACCACGAGGUGUUGGAACCGAAGAAGAAGAUGAAGGAGGCUGCAAUGGAACGUGAGAGGCGGAGGGAGCAGAGGCGGAAGGAGGAGGAAGAAGAGAGGAAGCUCAGAGAAUACCGAAGGACUCUAGUGCCCAAAGCGCGUGCGAUGCCAAGUUUUGUGGGCCCCGUCUUCCAGCCCGACUACACGUCCGCCCAACCCACCACCAAGGCCAAGGAGCCCAGACUCGUCACUUCCGCGCGCUUCGGCGCUCGUCAAACCUCGCCAAAGGGCCCCCCACCCCACACCAUGCGCUGCCGCUCACCAAUGAGGGACGUGCCCAACGCUAGCCCGCUGCAGCAGUUCCACGGAGCGAAGAGCCAGCUGCCGCCCGCCCCCUACUCUGCCAGCAACUCCUCCGGCUCCCUGCCGGAUGAGAACCAAGAGAACGAAGCAGGCGAUGGUGAAGGCGUGGGGGCGACUGCUGCUCCUGGAGAGCGGUUCUACGAUCCAAAGACGCAAGAGCGGACGGCAGGAUCGCCUGGCGGAUCGGCCAUCCCGUCUGUGCCUCGAAACGACAAUGGGGCAGAGGACAUGCAGAUGAGCUCGUGA